CACGGAAACUUAGAGUUUGUUUGUUUUUUUUAACGGAGGGAGUAUGUUUCUGCCAUUAGUGGUGUUUUAACGGCAAUCUUCUGAUUACCGGCGGCUGCAGUGUUUUCUGAUUGCCGGUAUGGUUUGAAUUUUUCAAAACGUUUCCGCAAAUUACGAGAUUCUAUAUCUUUUUCCGAUUUUUAAGCCGAGCAAUGGCAACAACUCACAGCAGUCUCUUCUCUUCUUCCACCUCGAAGCGCGGCCGAGGAGAAAGCCACCGAACAGUGCUGCGCAGUGCGGCGCAGCGCCGCCGCGGCGAGGGCCAUGGAGUUCCGGUUCCGCGCCGGCGAUCGCAGGCAUCGACCUCCCUCCGCCGCGUCCGGGCCCUUCUCCGACACCCGCCGCGGCUACUUCGUCGGGGCGGCGCAAGCCAUGCGAGGUUCUGCCACCCCCCGCGCAGGCGCAGUGGGGCACUUCCGCGGCGGGCUCCGGCCGCCGCCGCCGCCGCCGACGCCGUUCGGGUGGGAGGAGGCCGCGCGGCUGGAGCGGAUCAUCAGCGAGGAGGUGGGGCGGCGGCUCAUCGAGAAGGAGGUGGAGCGGCGGCUCAUCGAGGAGGACGUGCGCCGCGAGGUCGCCUUCGCCCACGGCCUCCACGUGCUCCCGCACGAUCCCUUCCCGCGACCGCCGCCGCCGCCGCCGGAGAUGCCGGUGGGCAUGCACCCGCACCCGCACGAGCCGCCGCCACGCUUCCAGGAGUUGGGGGCAUGGGAGGGAUUUCGACCUCGCCGGCAGCACGCCGGAGUCGCUGCUCCGCUUAGGUUCGGGCAGAGGAUGCUCCUUGGUGGCGCGGAGAGGAGGUGGUCGCCGCCGCCGCCGCCGCGGCCGAAGCCGAAGCACAAGCUCGUGCUGCGGGAGAUCGAACCUGGGGAAAGCUCCGAGGUUCCUUCAGAAACAAAACAUUCAGAAGCAAAACCUUUGGAAACAAAACCUUUACAAACAAAGGUUUCAGGAGUGAAGAGGAAAGUAGAUGCAAUUCCUGCAACCACUCGACCAGGGAAAUUACAGAAACCAGCCCAGGACUGGAGCUGUGCACUAUGUCAAGUGAGUGCAACUAGUGAGGGAGCUCUAAAUGAACAUCUUGAAGGGAAAAGGCAUAAGGCAAAGCUGGCUCAUUGUGGAGCCAGCAAUGCGAUUAAGGAUGGCAAAAGCAGCCUGAAAGAAAAAACUGCAAAUAAGGAUGAUGCAGGCCCUAGUGAUGCACCUAAGAAAAUAUGCAUCCAGGUAGAUGGAGCAAUGCAUGAAGUUGUUCAAAAAAGCAAUUACCUGUGGUGCGAUCGCUGCAAAGUCAGGUGUGACAACAACGUGACCAUGGCUGACCAUCUGCGGGGCAAGAAGCACAGUGGUUUAAACAAGGUUUGGACAUCAAUAAAUGCUGUCAGAAUGAACAAGAAAAAGGAACAGUCGGCUGCUACAUGGGAAGAAACGGUGAAUGAAAAUGAACGUACUGAAAUACCAGUGGAAGCUAAGGAUGACAGCGCAGGCUUGUCCACCGAAGAAGACGAAACAUGCCAUUAUGAAAUUCCAGUGAAAAAUAGUAAGAAUGAAGGCACAUACUUGGCCACUGAAGUAGAUCAAAGUGACUCUGAAAUUGAAACUCCGGUAGAAAUUAUGAGAGAAGGCUUGAACAUGGCCACCGAUGCCACCGAUGAAAAUGUCCGUAUGGAAGAUCCACUGGAAAUCAAGAAGGAAAACCCCGAUGAGACAAAUCUUGCGCCAAAGGAGGAGCAACACUAACACCAUAGAUUGGUGUUUUGCUUGACUUCUUCAUUAAUUAAGACAAGCUUAUGCCAAACAUAUGCCCGUUCUCUCUUCAACAUAUGGAGCUCACAGGGUAACAACACUACUUAGGGAUAAAUUUUUCUUGUAAAGUUGUUUGGCUACUGGUAAUCAAGUUAGGAACCAUGCAAGUUGUUUAUGAGUUGUGCCCUCUGUGCCUAGCGCCAUAGAUGACUUGCAAGAUUUCUAACUUGAGUGCCAGUGUCCAAGUAAUUUUGCAUGGAACAUUUCUCCCUAAUUUGUGUAGCUUGUUAUUCUGUAAGGUGCAUAUGUUACCAGAAUGGAUAAUUUGCAUGAUCUCAGAGAGAAACUGAUGUGGGCAUGCGAAGUAUUUUCAGCGAGUUCAAUAUCUUAGCCGCCUCUAUGCUACUGCUAGUUGCAUUAGUUUUGAUUGAUGCUUGGCAGUGACCAAGCUGAGCUGAGUCCUGUCUAUAUAGAGGUGACGAGUUGCUUAGCUCCCUGUAACUGUACUUCAGUUAUUAGUUUCUUCGUAACCUGUUUUGUCCUGGUAGGAACUUAAGUUAUUGGUUUCUUCAUAAUCUGUUGUGUCCGGGUAGGAUCUUAAUUUCGAGGCAGCUUUAUCUUUUCAGUUUUAAAA
Molecule: messenger RNA, 2413 nt
Organism: Oryza sativa Japonica Group (Japanese rice)
Lineage: Eukaryota; Viridiplantae; Streptophyta; Magnoliopsida; Poales; Poaceae
Molecular function (GO): nucleic acid binding; zinc ion binding
Source: RefSeq, a predicted model, not a curated record